Xiphophorus maculatus (southern platyfish) is the source of this 4715-nucleotide messenger RNA. RefSeq names its product Sin3A associated protein 130 (gene sap130a). Gene Ontology annotation, biological process: negative regulation of transcription by RNA polymerase II. Bases 363 to 3509 code for a protein of 1048 amino acids. NCBI's taxonomy places the organism in Eukaryota, Metazoa, Chordata, Actinopteri, Cyprinodontiformes, Poeciliidae. The transcript is spliced from 21 exons. The record is from RefSeq and is a predicted model, not a curated record. Gene Ontology annotation, cellular component: Sin3-type complex.
CUUUUUGGUAAAACAAUUCUUCAGUGUUUAACCAAUAAUUCACCGACUUUAUGUUAACGUCAUCUUUUGAAUAAUAAAUAGAAGGUGCAGUUUCCACAGACCACGUGACCACGCUGUUUAAGCGUAACAUUUUUUGCUCGCAGCUAGCCAACGGCUUUUGCUAAGGUAUAGUAAUUCUGAAGUUCUGAUUGGCCCAUUAAGUCGAAGGGCUCUCUCUGAUUGGCGGAAAGAGCUAAGUCGUUCCUAUGCGUUCUUCCGGCUUACAUGUUAGGGGGAAAAAAAGAAAAGACGAAUGGAAAAAUUGUAAUCCUCAAAACGACCAUUGCCUAGUUCUUUAGCGGUUACGGUCAGAAGAAGGUCGGAUGAGCUCUCAACAAUUCCCCCGACACGGGCUGCCUGCGGUUAGCGGCGGUGCCGCUCAGAUCCCUGCUCCUGCAAACCUGGUGCCUGUCAACCAGCCAUCCAACCCUCCAGGAGCAGUGGGAGAGGGGGACAGCAGUCGUGAAGGCGACCAUGGUCAGCAGGACCACCCUCCCGCCACAGGAGGGGGGGCAACCUUAGCUUUCAGAGAUGACAAACAGGAGACCAUGGUGGUCCGGCCGUACCCACAGGUUCAGAUGCAUGGGCAGCCGCAAGCUGCCCCCCAGACCGUCUCCAUCCAGCCUGGGACGCCUGUCACCUUACCUGCACCCACUGUCCACCUCCCACAGGGCCAGCCUGCAGUCCUCACCGACGGCCAAAUAAAGGCGGUCCAUAAGCCGCCCAUUCCAAGUCGUCUGAUCGCCCCGGCUCCCGCUUCCAACCAGGCUCACAUACCUAAGGUGCCAAGUCACAUCACUGUCACCAUAGAGAGCACCAUGCCCACCACCCCAUCCAUCCCCGUGGCAACCAUCAGUGGUCAGCAGGGUCACUCCAGCAACCUGCACCACCUAAUGCCAGCCAACAUUCACAUCAUCAGGACCCCCACUGUCCCUCCUCAGCCCUACUCAUCCCAUUUACCUCGAGGGGCAGCAGCAGCAGCUGUCAUGUCCAGCUCCAAAACGGUCCUGCGGCCCGCCACCGGAGCCAGCGCCAGCCCUGGUCAGCCCACGGUGCAGCACAUCAUCCAUCAGACCAUCCAGUCCCGCCCCGCUGUAACAACAUCCACAGCUGUUCUCCCAACCGUGGUGGCACCCAUCUCAGCUCCCAGGACUCAGCCUCCAGUGAUCAGUCCGAAUGCCACUCACUCUGAAGUGACACAUGGGCGUCCUGCGUUGACCAUCCACCCCCCUCCCGCCACCGUCGGCAUCCAGAGGCCUCAGACGUCACGGGAUUCAGCCACACGGAUCACUCUGCCGUCGCACCCCGCCAUAGGAGCCCAGAAGGCCCAGACGCCACACACCAUGGCACAGAAGCCCAUCUUCAGCACUGUGACUCCUGUCGCCGCAGCGACUGUGGCACCGAUAGUCGCCACCAACACUGUGCCAUCGACGACCACGAUAGGUUCUGUACCUCACACCCAGAUGACCAGUAGCACUAUUGUCACCGUGACGAUGCCGUCCCACUCCUGUCAUGCUACAGCAGCGACGACGUCCACUAUCCCCGUCGCUAAAGUGGUCCCACAGCCGAUCGCCCACUCUUCAUCCCGCGUCCAGGCUGAGUACCCAGGAGAGAGGGCUAACCUCAUCCCCAUCCCAGGGCACAGGUCCUCUCCUAACCCCGUCACCAUGGAAACCAGAAGUGACAACAGACCUUCUGUUCCAGUACAGCUCCAGUAUUUUCUCCCAGCGUACUCUUCAUCAUACCCUCUGACACACACAUACACACCCAUCAGCAGCCCUGUGUCCACAAUCCGCCAGUAUCCAGUCACCCCUCAAGCUCCAAGUUCGGCCCUGCCCGCUCAGGCCGGAGUGGGCGUGGCCACCACCGUUCACCUCAACCACAUGCAGCUGAUGGCGGUGGAUCGCAUCGGCCUCCCGUCGGCACAGAUCAGCACCCAGGGCAUCCAGCCCGCACCGAUCGGCGCGCAGGGCAUCCAGCCCGCACAGAUCGGGGUUCAGGGUCUGCAUUCGCCUGCGUCCAUCGCUACACAGGGGGUUCAGCCCGCACCGAUCGUCACACAGCAACAGCAACAGCAGACUGAAGCCAAGCCAGGAGUUGUUCUGGCUGACGGUUUUGUAGCGAGUCCCAUCAGCACCACGUUUGGCGCCACCCAGCCUGUAGCUACCAUGGUGCAGGCCCACACACAGGGAGCAGGAGUGGGAGGAGCUCCCACCCUGGUUUCCUCCCCUCGACCCAGCAUCCUGCGAAAGAAACCUGCGACCGAAGGAUGUGUUCGUAAGACCCUGAUCCCCACCCAGACCAGUGAAUCCAACAGUGGCAGAAUCGAUGGCGGCGUGAGAGGAGCAGGAUCUCCCCGGCCUGCGGGAGUGAAACCCAAAGCAGAGGUCCACAUGGCCGUGGCCCCUCCAGUCAUGGCUGCAGUCGAAGCUCUGCCUGCCCAAGGAGGGGAGCAGCAGGCCUCCAACCCCCAGCACCUGACCCAGGCCAUGCCCACCAUGCUGGCGACCCCGGGGCCCGUUCCUCCCUCCCAGCCCUCCACUGUUCUCUCCCUGCCUGCGGCCAUGGCCGUAACCCCCCCUGUUCCGGCGUCGAUGGCCAACACCGUGGCCUCGCCCACUCAGCCCGCUGCCAGUAGCACGGCGGCAUGCGCCGCCAGCUCCUCCUGCCCAGACGUCAAGAUCAAGCAGGAGGUGGAAACGAUGGAUACCUCUCAGCCUGAUCCCAAUGUGAAUUUGUCCUCAGCCCCGGCCGGCUCCACCCAGGCCAACACGCUGAACCCUCCGGCUACAGCCGAGCUGGUGCCCGGGGCCUCGCCCAGGAAGAAGCCCCGCAAACAGCAGCACGUCAUCUCCACAGAGGAGAGCGAGAUGGUGGAAACCAACAGCACCGAUGAAGAGAAGACCCCCGGGAGGCCCAUCAGCGGCAGGGCGGAGAGGCGGGAAUCCCCUCCCAGGGAAUACGUUGAUGAAGAAGGAGUUCGAUAUGUGCCAGUCAGGCCUCGUCCUCCCAUCACACUGCUGCGGCACUACCGGAACCCCUGGAAGGCUGCCUACCACCACUUUCAGAGGUACAGCGACAUCAGGGUCAAAGAGGAGAAGAAGUGCAGCUUGCAGGAUAUGGCCAAUCAGAGAGGAGUGGCAUGCAGGGCACAAGGCUGGAAGAUUCACCUGUGUGCUGCACAGCUCAGGCAGCUGUCGAGUUUGGAGCACGAUGUGUACAGCCGUCUCUCCACCCUCCAAGAGGGCCUUAUCCCAAAGAAGAGAGCAGGCUCCGACGAUGACCUGCACCGAAUCAACGAGCUCAUUCAGGGCAACAUGCAGCGCUGUAAACUGGUGAUGGACCAAGUGACCGAGGCCAGAGACACCAUGAUGAAGGUUCUCGAUCACAAGGAGAAAGUUCUGAAGCUGCUCAACAAGAACGGCACCGUCAAGAAAUCGUCCAAACUGAAGCGCAAAGAACGGGCGUGAGGUUGAGGGUGAGUCACUCGCCCCUCGACGACCGCCGCCCCGUUUCCAAGGAGGAAAGGGGGCGGGGCGAAGGAGCCGUUCUGAAUUCUGGUGCUAUGAUUUGCUGCAUACAAUCGCACGCGCCCUUCCUUAACUGCCUGUGGUUAGAGAGGCAGAGAGAGAAGCCAACCGGGGAGGCUUCGGCGAUCGGAGAAGCUGACCCGGACAGCGUUCUCUUAAAGACACAGUGAACAUACCGAGUAUGAAGCAAUCUAGGAUGUGUUAGUGGGGACAAACAAAACAAAACCCACGACGAUUUACUUUAAAGACUCUCGAGGCUCGUUUUAUUACUAGUUUCUGCCUCCUCCAUUAGGACAGUUCAAAGAUGGCUUCCUGUGUAUCUGUGAUAAUUGGCAUGCAGAUGCAGUGAAUUUUGAGUCCAUCUCCUCAGAUUUUACUUUUAGCCAACAGUUUAUUCAGACUAAUCUUGACUGUGCUCAGUCUGUGCCUUCAUUUUGUUAGUGUAGAAGAAUUGGACGUAGAAAUGUGCAAGCUGUCCCACAUUUCAAAUCACUACAUUUUUGGUUUUUUUCUUAUGGCUAAUAUUUUUCCUAUAUAUAUCUAUACAUACAUAUAUUUCAUUCGAUGGUUACACAUUUACCCUUUUUUUUUUUUUUUAUCAGCCCCGUGUUUAGUUGCAAUCUACAAAUCAAAAUGACAAUACUUGUGUGGGUUAAAAACCUUAAUGUGGCAUGUUUAAAAGAAUUUUUAUAGUACAAAAAAAAAAUCCUCAUAAAGAAUGUCCUUAGUUUUGAAAGUGAGAAUGCGAAAAAUGUCGAACUGCCAUCUUUAAUCCACUAUAUGAUGAAUAGAUGUCCCACCGUCUAGAGGUGGCGUUGAUUUGGUUUGAGACCAAACCAAAUGUUGGUUUGAGACGGUGCAGUGUUUGAAACAGAAGAAGAAGAGAGACUAACUUGCCUUGUGCUCUCACAACAGCAGACUGACUUCAUGUAAAUCACUGUAAAUGUGCUUUUGGUUUUUCAUUGACUUGGUUCUUUUCAAGUUUUUGUACUCGAUGAAACAGUUUGUGUUGUGUGUGUGUGUGUGUGUGUUACGCCGCUUCAUUGCUGCAGAGUGUAACCGUUGCAGGAUGAAGCGGGCUUGAAAAUAUCUAGUCAUUGUACAUUGUUUUUGUUUGUGUAAUUAAAGUAAAGAUACUUAAAGCUA